Molecule: messenger RNA, 1938 nt
Organism: Candida tropicalis MYA-3404
Lineage: Eukaryota; Fungi; Ascomycota; Pichiomycetes; Serinales; Debaryomycetaceae
Gene: MNN23
Product: Mnn23p
Exons: 1
Coding region: 1-1938 (645 amino acids)
Biological process (GO): mannan biosynthetic process
Cellular component (GO): Golgi apparatus
Molecular function (GO): alpha-1,2-mannosyltransferase activity
Source: RefSeq, a predicted model, not a curated record
AUGAGUAAGAUAUUACAUUUUUUACCUAGACAUAGAGGUAAAACAAUUGGUGUUUUAAUUAUUUUAGUAAUUUUCCUUCAUACUAUUUGGAAUUAUUCUUCUGUCUCAUCUGAUAUUUAUGAUUUAGAUAGAUUCCAAGAUGACACACUUAAUGAACAACAGCAACAGCAACAGCAAAAGCUACAAUCUGGAUUAGGAUCAGGUCAAGUAAUUGAUGAUAGACCAGAUUUAGAUAAACCAGAGUUUGAUAACCAGUUACUUGAACAACAACAACAAAAAGAAGAAGAAGAAGAAGAAGAAGAAGAAAAAUCAGCUAAACCAUCUUCAGGUGCAUCAUCAUCAUCAUUAGUGGAAGAUCAUGAUUCUGUUGAUCAUCUGAUUAAUGAACCAAUUAUGAAACCAGUUAAUGCUCAUGUAUUUUGGAAACGUAUAUUUGAAAUUUUUGAUAACUAUAAAUUGGAUCUUGGAGCAGAACCAAAACAGGCGGUUAAUUACAUUGAUAAAUCAAAACACAAACCAGGUGAGAAAAAUAAAGAUGUUUUAUUAUCAAAAGCAGAAGUAUCAUCAAAUUUAAUUGAUCAAUUAAAACAAAAACAUCAUGGAGUAGUUGAAGAUUUACCAGAAAUGAUGCCUGAAUCAGUUUAUAAAAAAGAUUCUAAAGGGGUUGUUAUUAUUGGUGGAGGAAGAUUCUCAUGGUUAGCUUAUUUAGCUGUUGUUGCUCUUAGAGAAACUGGAUCAAAUUUACCAGUUGAAAUUAUUAUGCCUACUAAAAAAGAUUAUGAAAGAGAAAUUGAAUUUUGUGAAAAAAUUUUACCUGAUUUAAAUGCUGGAUGUGUUGUUGUUGAUGAUGUUUUAGGUGAAGCAGUUAUGAAGGAUAGAAAGUUUUCAACUUAUCAAUUUAAAGCAUUAGCUUUAAUUGUUUCAUCAUUUGAACAUAUUUUAUUAUUGGAUUCUGAUAAUAUGAUUGUUUCUAAUCCUGAUAAAAUCUUUGAAAGUAAACUUUAUAAUGAUUAUGGAAUGAUUACUUGGCCAGAUUAUUGGAAACGUACAAUUUCUCCAAUUUAUUAUGAUUUAGCCCAAAUUGAAGUUAAUGAAAAUAAGAGAAUUAGAUAUGAUAGAUUCCCAUUAUAUAUUCCACCAGGAACAACUGCUAAUCUUGAAGGUGUUGAUAAACCUUCAGUACCAUUCCAUGAUUUGGAAGGAGCCAUUUCUGAUUUAUCUACCGAAUCGGGUCAAUUGAUUAUUAAUAAAAGAACUCAUGGUGAGACUAUAUUAUUGGCAUUAUAUUAUAAUAUGUAUGGACCUAAUUUAUUCUAUAAGUUAUUUUCAUUAGGUGAACAAGGAGAAGGAGAUAAAGAUACAUUUGUUGCAGCAGCAGUUGUAUCGGGACAAGAUUAUUACCAAAUUAAAUCAUUUAUUAAAACAUUUGGAUAUUUUGAUAAUGAUGGAAAAUUCCAAGGUGUUGCUAUGGGACAAAAGAAUCCUUUAAUUGAUUUUGAAGAAUAUGAAAAUAAUAUAUUGAAGAAAUUUAUGGAAGAUGAAACUACUAAACAAUUAAGUAUACCUGAACAAAUUGAAAAAUUAAAAGAAUAUGAAAAAGGAAUAUUUUCCCAAACAAAUGAAAUUCCAUUAUUUACAAUCCAUUGUAAUUAUCCAAAACUAGAUCCAUUACAAUAUAUGUCAAGAGAUGAUAUUUAUGAUUCUGGUAACAAAAAAAUGAGAUAUAAAUUAUAUAAUGGAUUAUCAUAUUCUAAAGAAGAAUUAAGAAAUGGAGAAUUAGAGAAAGUUGAAGUUGAUUUUGAAUAUGAACAAUGGACUCGUAUUCAUGAUAUUUUAUGUGUUAAAAGAAUUCAUUUUGCUCAUUUUAUUGAUAAAGAUAUGACUGAAAUCUGUGAAUUUGUAAAUAAUCAAAUCAAAUGGUUAAGUAAUACUGAGUAA